This is a messenger RNA of Merops nubicus (carmine bee-eater), 632 nucleotides long. It is a transcript of the gene CYYR1, whose product is annotated as cysteine/tyrosine-rich 1. The record is from RefSeq and is a predicted model, not a curated record. NCBI's taxonomy places the organism in Eukaryota, Metazoa, Chordata, Aves, Coraciiformes, Meropidae. The annotation marks the transcript as partial. The transcript is spliced from 4 exons.
UCCAGCAGAACAUCGCUGCUGGAAACACUUGUGGCCUGGCUUGGGCUGGACAGUCUUUGGCAGUGGGGCAGAGAGGGCCCCACUGGUUCCCGUGCUGGGCACCGCCAUGCCACGCAGCCAUAGCCCUGGAGCUGGAGCAGCUCGAGGGGAGCUGCUGCCAGCUGGCAGGGGAUGAGGAGCCCCAGGCCGCUCCGAUUUACACCCGGGACUGCGGCUGGGCAGGGACUCGGGGAGCAGAAGAUUGUCUGGCUCAGUGUGAUAAUGACUGCAAAGCUUACUGCUGUGAUGGGACUGCUCCCUACUGCUGCUCAUAUUAUGCCUACAUUGGGAAUGUCCUUUCAGGCACGGCGAUAGCUGGGAUUGUUUUCGGCAUAGUGUUCAUAAUGGGGGUGAUUGCUGGGAUUGCCAUCUGCAUCUGCAUGUGCAUGAAGAGCACCCGCGGGACCCGCGUGGGGGUCAUCCGAACGACGCACAUCAACGCCAUCAGCACGUACCCAGCGGCUCCGCCACCGUACAGCUAUGAAUACGAAAUGGAGUGCCCAGCUGACCUACCCCCGCCCUACACUCCCACCCCACAGGCUGCGAUGCAGUGUCUCCCGCCCCCCCCGUACCCCGGAUAUUCAGGGAAAUAA